CUGCCCUGGGAGCAGGCUGAGCUGAGAGAGGAGCAGGGCAGCAGCGCUGACUGCCUGGACCUCUGCUCCCAGCGGGCCUGCAGCUGAGCCCUUCCCAGAGGAGGACAAGGGCAGGGGGACCAUGCAGCCCCCCUCAGCCUGUGCCUGCAGAGGGUGCAUCCCCUGGCAGGGGAUCCUGCUGGCAGUCUCACUUUUAACCUUCUGGAGCCCGCACCCCACUGCCCAACUCACUAUUCAACCAGUGCCUGUUGAUGCUGCUGAAGGGACAGAUGUUCUUCUACUUGCUCACCAUGGGUCAGAGAAUCUUGUAGGCUACACCUGGUUCAAAGGGAACAUGACAGACAGCAGACAUCGUAUUGUGUCAUACUUGAACGUCGCACAGAUACCUAUCCCAGGGACUGCCUUCAGUGGUCGAGAGACUAUAUACCCCAAUGGGUCCCUGCUGUUUGUGAACGUGACACAGGAGGACACAGGAUUCUACACCCUACAAACCAUAAGAAAGAAUUUUAGUAAUGAAGUAGCAACUGGGGAGUUCCGCGUCCAUGAGCUUGUGACCCAGCCCACCAUCCAGGCCACCAACACAGCACCAGGCUCUGUGGUCAUGACCUGCCUCUCAGAUGACUCUGGAAUCUCCAUCAUGUGGAUCUUCAAUAGCCGAACUCUGCAGUUCACAGAGAGGAUGCAGCUGUCCCAGGACCACAGGACCCUCAGCAUAGACCCCGUCAGACAGGAGGAUGACGGGGAGUAUCAGUGUGAGGUCUCCAACGCCGUCAGUUCCAGCAGGAGUGACCCCUUCAGACUGGCUGUGAUCUCAGAAGAGAAGACCUCAGGCCUCUCCGUGGGUGCCAUUGCUGGCAUCGUUACCGGGGUCCUGGUUGGGGUGGCUCUGGUGGCUGCCCUGGGGUGUUUCCUGCUCCACACAAGAACUGGAAGGACCAGUGUCCAGCAUGGCCACAGAGGGCGCCACACCCCAGCAUCAACACCUGGGUCCUUGGCUCACUGGACCACUCAAAAGCACAGGGUCUCUCCCAGGACAUGCUGUCUCACCAAGCAUCUGAAAACAGAGGACCCCCGGCACCUCCUGCAGCAGGGGCCCAGCCCUCCUCACACCCUCCUUAACUCUUGUCUCUGCCCUCAGGCCAAGGUUCCUCUGAUGGCUUCACCUCCCUGGCCCCUCUCCCUGGUCACAGCAAUGCUGUUCCCAUCUACCAGCUGGAGCCGCUCAGUCCCCUGUGACCCUCCCCUGGACAGGUGCCUUGUGCUCUGGGUUCCUGAACACCUGCCUCCACCUCAUGCCAACUUCAGGUCAAUGACAGUCUCCCAGUUGUGACAUCCUCACCCAAGGCAGGUGUCUGAGCCGACUCCCCUGGUGAGACGCCUGAGGCUUCAGGCCUCUCCUCCUCCCUAGGGGAGCGGGACCACAGGCUGCCUCUGACACCAGCCCUUAGCCCAGACCACAGCUUCAGGUCCUCCCUGACCCACCCCAGGGAGAGGCACUGGUCACUAGCAGCCACUAGGCAAUGCCACUGCCCAGGAAAGACCCAGGCCCAUCCCUCCUCCCACCUGUGAAAGGGACGGACAGGUAGGACACCCCUGGCCUCCCCACCCGGCCAGAAGGUCCUCCCGGCUCCUGUCCACCCAGGCCAGCUGCAGCAGGAUGACCACCACCUUGCUCUCCCUGUGAUGGCAGGUCCUGCAUUUGCAGGGUUGCCUGGGAUGCCCUCCACCCCUCAGGGACAUGCCUGUGCCCCUGCCUCAGCCCCACUCCCCAGCCUCCUGCUCCCCUCCCCCUCCACCGAGGCUCACAGAGAGGGGACAGCCCUCCUAGCCCUGUCCCUGCUCACUGCCAGCCUUGCGUGCUCAUCCCAAGGCCUGCAGGUGUCACCUGUGCUCAGGUCGGGUAACCUGUGGGAGAGGCAGAAAGGAAAAGCCUCCCACCAGCCCUCGACUCUCAGAAGGGGAAAAUAAACAGAAAACAACUCUCACCGAAAGUCAGAAGGCAAGAGAGUCCCUUGGAUUCCUAAUAGGGCACCACCUUGUCCAUGAACAUAUUCAAGAGACACCUUGCAUGGUCCUUCCUUUCACACUUCAGACCGAUGGCCUCCGGAGGCCGCCCCUCCCUGGUGCAAAGUCCUCCCACCUCUGGGCAGGAGGCACAGGA
This is a messenger RNA of Sciurus carolinensis (gray squirrel), 2161 nucleotides long. RefSeq names its product carcinoembryonic antigen-related cell adhesion molecule 3-like. The record is from RefSeq and is a predicted model, not a curated record. Gene Ontology annotation, biological process: regulation of immune system process; signal transduction. The coding region runs from base 122 to 1330 and encodes 402 amino acids. The transcript is spliced from 8 exons. Gene Ontology annotation, molecular function: protein tyrosine kinase binding. NCBI's taxonomy places the organism in Eukaryota, Metazoa, Chordata, Mammalia, Rodentia, Sciuridae. Gene Ontology annotation, cellular component: cell surface; plasma membrane.